ACCCCGAACCCCAAGUCAGUGCUCAACCCACGGGGGUGAAGGAUUGGAACUGGAGGCUCCCGCUCCCUCGAGUCUCGACAGACGGUGGAUUAGUGAGGCAGAGACUGUGGUCGGGACAGGAUCGUCGGCCACACCUCUCCAAUCUGACGAUGGACAACCUUUCAUUUCGCGCGGACGAGAUGAACCUGGCGGACAUGGGCGGCGGGGGGGGGACCAACGGGGUGGGCGCCCAUGGCAAACGGAAGGCCGCCCACGACCCUGACAAGGUGAUCACCGUGCUGGGCUCCGGGGACUACGGUCGGGCCAUCUCUCGCCGCUUCGUCAGUGCCGGCUAUACGGUGCUCAUCGGCUCCAGGGACCCCAACAGGAGCAAGCUUAAGAACCUGGUGAGGCAGACUGGUGCCACGCUGAUGAGCCAGGAGGCGGCCAUCAAAGAGGCGGGGGUGGUGGUGGUGGCCGUGGGGCGCGACCACUACGACCACCUGCCGCUGUCACUCCUCCAGGGCAAGAUCCUCAUCGACGUCUCCAACAACACCGAGCGACGCAAGGGCCCGCACAGCUACCGGAGCAAUGCAGAAUACCUGCAGGGCCUGGUGCAGGAGGCCAAGGUGGUCAAAGGGUUCAACGUGCUCUCCGCCUACGCCCUCGAGAACGGCGGCCUCCAGGGCAGCAAGGAGGUGUUGCUGGCGGGAGACCACACGGACGCCAAGCAGAAGGUGUCGGACAUGGUGCGGGCGAUGGGCUUCCACCCCGUGGAUUGGGGCAACCUGCCCGCCGCGCGAGACAUUGAGGACGUGCCGCUCCGUCUCAUGCCCUCCUGGAAGCGCCCCGUGGCAGUCGUGUUCGGCAUCUUCGUGUUCCUCUGGAUUCUCGCGUUCUUCUCGUUCCAGAUCUGCCAUAACAUGGCCUCUGGUAAUUGGGAAGAGCAGUGGAAACACAUCCCAAUGAGGAAUUUCAACCGUGUCAUUGCCAUAACAGCCCUCUGGACACUUGCUUUCUGCUACAUCCCAGGUUUGAUCGCGGCCUACGUCCAGCUGUGGCGAGGCACCAAGUACAGCCGCUUCCCCAAGUGGCUGGACAACUGGCUCAAGAUGAGGAAGCAGCUGGGUCUCAUCAUGCUGGGCUUGGCAGGCUUGCAUGCGUGCAUCUCUGUGGCGUACAUCACCCCCCAGACCACGGCUUGGGUGUACGAGGAGCCCACCAAGAUUCAGGCCAGCGUGGUGCUCAACGCCGACAACACCACCACUGAAACCAUCACCAUCUACAACUCUGAAUUCAACUGGAGAGGAGAAUUGUUCCUCGUUUUAGGAGCCAUAGCCACCUGCCUCCUAGUGGUGCUGGGCAUAUCCUCGCUCCCCUCCGUCACAGCCACUCUCUCCUGGAGGGAAUUUACGUUCAUCCAGAGCAGGCUUGGGUGGGUGGCUCUCAUCGCUGCCGCCAGCCACGACGUCUUCUUGGCCUGGCACUACAUGUUCCUCUACUGGGGGUGCUUCAGGACCCUCCCCAUUGGACCACAGUACGCUUUGUAUCCCCCGUUCAUCGCAGUCAUCAUGAAGCUGCCGCUCCUCCUGCCGCCAGUGGACAAAUACCUGCAGAAGAUCCGGCGCGGCUACGAGCGCGGCACUCACGAUGAGACUGAGAAGGCCAACUUGCCAUGAACACAAAACCACAUGCUUCUGUUCAAGCGCUGAUACAACCAUUGCAUUUCUUAAUGUUUUAGUGGUUCUAUUCAAAUACAGAGAAGAAUGGUACUGUCCAUUCUGUUUUGAUGCAGUGAAAACGCAGUAUGGUCAGUCCUACGGUUUUAAGUUUCAGCCAAUAUUUUCAAUCAUUAUGACCUUUUUGUUAUAUGUACAUUUGUCUGUCUUUCUUUUAUUAAGAUAAACCUCCUUUGGGUCUGGGCCCUUAGAGCUCUGACUUGGGGUCAUCUACAGGGUUUUCUGGCAUCCACAAUACAUUAUGUCAAUACUAAAUUUGUGUCAGAGUAAAUCUGAGAUUCUAACCACCACACAAAGCAUAAGUUAAUAAAUCACUGUUUCAUGUAGUAUAAUCAUGCUUCAUAUUGUCUACCUAAAGACACACCAUAACAGCAAUCCAUUCAUGGCUAAGAUUUACCUAAUAAAGUUCCAUUAUAGAGAAUGUGAAUUUAGUCAAUAAGAAUGGGAUGUUCAUACCCUGUCAAUGGCUAAUGCCAAGCCACUCAGCAAGAUAAGAGGCUUUACUUCAAGUGUUGACAAUGUUGGGGAACAUCAGUGAUGGGCAUUCUCUGCAAUUACAGCCAAGCUGUCCACUGUAAUACUCUAGACUAAGGACACUGAGAAGCCUCAAGUCUUCCAUAUUAUGAUAAUGGGCCUGAAAAUGUAGGUUAAAGUAAAUCAAGCUAUGUAUACUUUAUCAAAAACCCUGCCCUGACCAUUGGGAUAUUUAAUUUCAGUAUAUCACAAGGUAACAAUUACUGCUAAGAGUUUUUUAAACAUGUGAAAAGUUUUCAUUGAAAGUGUACUUUAAUGAACUGUGAUAUGAUGAAAAAUUUCAAUGGCCUGUACCAAGCAGCCUUCUUCAGCAAGCCACAUACAAAAAUGGUUGGUUACCUUAAUUCACUUCAGCUCUCUUAAGAUACUCUUGAUAGCCUCCUAGUCUAUAAUUAUAGCUUUGUAGUUCUUUGUUACUGGUUCAACUUAUUUUACCAACUCACUGUUUACUAAGCUUGUUUAUCAUUAGUCAUUUAGACAAUACAUUUUCCAUACUUGAAUGUAUGUUAUGAUGUCAUUAUCUGAAUCAUGGCACAUGCGUGUAAUGAACGAUUUGUAAAUAUAUUUUUAUGACGAACAA
Messenger RNA from Eriocheir sinensis (Chinese mitten crab), 2832 nucleotides. RefSeq names its product metalloreductase STEAP4-like. The transcript is spliced from 11 exons. The record is from RefSeq and is a predicted model, not a curated record. Gene Ontology annotation, biological process: copper ion import. Gene Ontology annotation, cellular component: plasma membrane; endosome. The coding region runs from base 150 to 1658 and encodes 502 amino acids. NCBI's taxonomy places the organism in Eukaryota, Metazoa, Arthropoda, Malacostraca, Decapoda, Varunidae. Gene Ontology annotation, molecular function: ferric-chelate reductase (NADPH) activity; cupric reductase (NADH) activity.